CCACUAAAGUAAAACUCUAAAUUCAUAAAACUCUGUAUUUUAUACUUAUAUAUUGUUGUCUUCUGCAUUUUUUCAAGUUCAUCAUCUCUGAAAAAAACCAUGAAACAACAACAACAACAACAGCAUAGAUCAGAAGAUCAAUAUGAUCAUCUUCACACACUCAACAAAUCCUCCAUUUCCAAAAUCACAAAAGUUAAACCACCAUCAUCAACACCACCAACAGGUCCACCACAACCAAAGGUUUACAAGGUGAAACCCAUCCAUUUCCGGGAACUAGUUCAAAAACUCACCGGAGCACAACCACAACCUGAACAACUGUUACGAAACCCGCAAUCUCAGCCUCCGCCGCAGUCUCAGCCUCAAGCACGGCGUAGGGGUAGUAAUCUUCAGGUGGUUGCUCCACCUCCUAUGCCACUUCAUCCUCACCAACUUCAACUUCAAGACCAGAAACAAGAACAGAAACUUUUCUCGGAGAAGAUGAUGAUGCAGAAUGGUGUUGGUACAACUGAACUAAUCUUAUCCCCGAAUUUUCAGUCUUGGUUUUCUUUUGCUAUGUUGAGCCCUGGACGGCAGCUAUUGUAAUUAAUUACUGCUGUAUUUACAUAGGUUGUUUUGUUGUAAUUUUCAUUUUUUUUUACCAGAGGCAAGAAGUACUGUUUUUUAUGCCGGAAAAGUUGUUUUUUCUUCUGUUCUUUAAAUUCUUGAUUGUUUAUUAGACUAAUUAGCUUACACCAGUCAGUUACACAACUUGGAAGUUCCGAUCCUACAUCUAAAUCUUUGAUCAGAUGAAUAAAACUCGGAAUUCAAAAUGAAGGCUAUACUCUUCUUGGCCCGUUCGGUAGCUGCCUGACCGGUUAUAAACAGACGCGAAUCAAUUUAUAUGUAAAUUUGUAAGGAAAAUUAAUAUAUAUUUUCAUGGUAAUGCUAGUUCAGAUAAUUUUUUUUUUCUUCUUCGGAA
Messenger RNA from Spinacia oleracea (spinach), 958 nucleotides. RefSeq lists its product as uncharacterized. Lineage: Eukaryota; Viridiplantae; Streptophyta; Magnoliopsida; Caryophyllales; Amaranthaceae. The coding region runs from base 100 to 582 and encodes 160 amino acids. The record is from RefSeq and is a predicted model, not a curated record. The transcript has a single exon.